This is a messenger RNA of Oryza brachyantha (malo sina), 634 nucleotides long. Its product is annotated as photosystem II 10 kDa polypeptide, chloroplastic-like. Bases 45 to 464 code for a protein of 139 amino acids. Lineage: Eukaryota; Viridiplantae; Streptophyta; Magnoliopsida; Poales; Poaceae. The record is from RefSeq and is a predicted model, not a curated record. The transcript is spliced from 5 exons. Gene Ontology annotation, biological process: photosynthesis. Gene Ontology annotation, cellular component: photosystem II; thylakoid membrane; photosystem II oxygen evolving complex.
AGAGACUGACAGCAAAUUGGAGAGUAAGGGAUAGCAUCAUACACAUGGCAGCUUCUGUCAUGGCCUCUUUUGCUCUGCAACCAUCUCCAUCUCCAUUUUUCGAACAGAUACAAGUCCGGGCCAUCCGACCAUCAUCAAGUCGAUCAUCGCUCAGAGUAAUGGCCAAAAAAGCAAAGAAAAUCCAGACUUCUCAGCCUUUCGGACCUGGAGGAGGAUUGAACCUGAAGGAUGGUGUCGACGCGUCUGGAAGACCAAUCAAGGGGAAAGGGGUGUACCAGUUUGCCAGCAAGUACGGAGCAAAUGUUGACGGGUACAGUCCAAUAUAUAAUCCAGAGGAAUGGUCUCCAAGAGGUGAUGUUUAUACUGGAGGAAAGACAGGAUUGUUGCUUUGGGCAGUCACUCUUGCUGGUAUUCUGCUGGCUGGUGCUCUUCUUGUCUACAAUACUAGUGCCUUGGCUUCUUGAAGCCUGUUUUGCAGCAAACCAACUAAUGUAGUACCAUGCAAGUUCACUUAUUCUAGAAUGGAUCCGAGCCAGCUAUGCAAAUAGAAUUAACUACUUUGAGUGAAAAAAAUUAUAUAAAUAAGUAAUGUUCUUAUUGUUGUGCAAUGUGGUAGAAGCUCAGUAAGCAGGGU